AUGGCUCCUUUCUCAUCAGACUCGUUUAAACCUCUUCUCGACAGGCUCGUGCAGACACCCGAGUACUUUACUCCAGAAGAUCUCACUCUUGCGCUUAACCACCUCUUCACGCCUGACGCCGUUUCCCCCGUCCAGAUCGGCGCGUUCUUGACUGCGCUGCACAUCCACCGUGUCGAGAGGCGGCCGGAGUCGCUAGCUGCAGCAGCGGCGGUCUUGCGAGAGCGGUCCCUCAAAGCCACCAUCGAAGAUCGGGAAGGCGAUUUCAUCGUAGACGUCGUCGGCACCGGAGGCGAUGGCUUCAACCUAUUCAACGUAAGCACGACCGCAGGGAUAGUCGCGGCGGGCGCCGGUGCCCGAGUAGUCAAGCACGGCAGUCGCGCGUCCACCUCCAGCUCGGGCUCGGCGGACCUACUUCAGGCUCUGGGCUGCACAUUCACCGCGCCCACGCCGGGGACGACGACGCCCAUCCCCCGCGUCCCCUUCACAUUCAUCCUCGCGCCCCACUACCACCCCGCGCUCGCCUUCAUCGCGCCGUACCGCAAGGCGCUCCCGUUCCGCACGAUGUUCAACAUCCUCGGGCCGCUGAUCAACCCCGCCAGCCCGCAGGGCAUGGUCCUCGGGAUCGCGGAGCCGGAGAUCGGGCGCACGUUCGCGCGGUCGCUCAGCGAGGGCGGCGUCUCCCACGCGCUCGUCGUGUGUGGUUUCGAGAAGCUCGACGAGAUCAGCUGUGCCGGCCCGACCCAUGCCUGGGAGCUGAAGAACGGGCGGGUGACCGAGCUCACACUCACCCCGGCGGACUUUGGGGUCGAGACCCAUCCUCUGAAGGCUGUGGGCGGCGGAUCCCCUGCUGAGAACGCAGAGACGUUCAAGAAGUUGCUGACAUCUGGAAAAGACAUCCCAGUGGCCAUGAAGGCUGUGUUGGAUUUCGUGCUGAUCAACGCAUCUGCGUUGCUGGUGGUGGCCGGGAUCGCAACGGAUUUCAAACAUGGAACGCAGCUGGCAUUGGAGAGCAUAACGUCUGGAAAAGCUUGGGCAGCCCUGCAGACUUUCAAAGAGGCGGGACAGACAAGCAGCUCUUGAAUGCCUGAUGAAUUGCUUUCCGCUUACAAGGCGUGUGUCUCAGCGCGGAAACCAAAGAUGAAAAUACAGGUUUGUUCGUCGUACACCUCUUCGUAGAUAUGUUACGUCAAAGCUCCGUCCCGAUUGUCCCGACUUUCGCUGGAGCUUCAAUCGCAGCCAGACCGGAACGGACCAGCCUCACCCGCUCAUCUAUCAAGUCCAGAGUACUGAGAAUCGACGCGAGUUCUGCUUUGGCAUCGGUUGGAAGCGAGGCAGAGGGAGCUUGGGCCGUGGGCGGCAGCUUCUUCCCGGACGAGAGCUCGUCCCACAGCGCAGUGACGACACCCGCGACCCACUCCUCCCGAUCCUCGUUCCUGACGCGCUCGCGGUGCCUCCUUUGAGUCUUCUCCGCGGCUGAGCCCAUGCGCAUGUACGUCCAAAUGUUACUCAGCAAGAGCACAAAUAUGAGCACGUAGAGGAUGCUGGUCGAGUUUGAGUUGUCCCAGGCAUCGCGCAGGAGCUCGAGUGCUCCUUUGGUGCUCGUCUUGGCGACACGGUAGGCGCCGUCGAACGUGUCCCAGGCCCAUUGUAGACCGCGACCCUGGCGUGCUUUGCGUUUCUCUUGUUCGGUGGGCUCUGCGACAUUGACUGCGGCGGUCGAGGCCUCGGCCGCAAGCUCGGGUACAGCAGCGGCUGCCAGAUCCACGCCCUCUGGCAUGAACUCAGACUGAUGCUCUUUGAUGUACCCUCGCAUCGCCUUGUCCAGAUCACCGUGGUACACCUUCUGGCCGUCGAUGGCCGACUUUUCGAUGAUGCCUGCGCGUGCACGCUACGCCCGGUCCAGUCCACCUGAGUAGUGACCACAACCUUGGUCGAGAACGACGUGCACCACAUAAUGCACGUUCGCGUCUUGACAGAAAACACGCCGCCACUGGGCACAUCAGGUGUCCGAGUGGUUGUCAGCAUCGACACAUAAUCGUCGAAAUCGAUGUGUGCAAGCUCGUCUCGGAUCUCGCAUUUCGUCGACUUGGGCCCCAGGCUCGCGUUCAGAGGUUUGAUAUACGACAUGUUGCGAGUGAGCAGCUUCGACCCGGGCGUAGCAGGAGACCAGUCCGAUACCUGGAUGUCUGAAUCAAGUAUUUCUGAUUUACAGCCAUAAACUCUUUGAUAAAUCCGCUGGCGAAGAUCAAGUUGUAGAUCCGUUCAGGAGUACCAGGUAUGACAAUCUCGAGGGCCGUCUCUGAGAAGUGAGCUCCCUGUUUGCCACACGCGCAGACCGUUGCCUUGUGCUCAUUUGCUGCUGCGGGACCCGAUCCGAUGAGGGUGCCUUCGGGGAUUGUCAGUCCCGUGUCGUUUGCAACGGAGCCUGAGCCGAUAGAGAUGGCGUCACUGGGGCGGACCAGUCGCCAGAUGUUAUGAAUGACGUCGAAAGUCGUGUCGCGGGACAAGAAGGAAGCAAAGGUAUAGUCCGCCCGCGGGGUGACCACAUGAAUAGCGUUGGGUAUAACAAAAGCUGUUACUUUCUUCUCCAGGGUCGUAAUUUCAUAAAUGGAAAUCGUUAACUGCGC
Messenger RNA from Mycena citricolor, 2627 nucleotides. The record is from the annotation of a GenBank genome assembly. NCBI's taxonomy places the organism in Eukaryota, Fungi, Basidiomycota, Agaricomycetes, Agaricales, Mycenaceae.